CUCGUUUCUGGAGUUCAGACUCUUCCUUCCCUCUCUCUCCUCUAGCUCUACCCCGUCUCCGUCUGCGCUCUCGAUAGCAGGAAAAACAAACCCGUCCGCUAUCGGCGAUCGUCCGAUUAUAAUCCUAGUCCAACACCUUGCAGUCCCAUCAUGCGCUCCCGCUAUUGAAGGUGGAUGGAGCUUGUUCCCCUAAAACCCCAACCUCGCUCAACACCAUGCCGAACGCUGCUCCCGCGGUGGCCUUGUCACAACAAAGUCCGCCGCCACCCACUUUCAAUCUGAAUCCGACUUUUGAUCAGGAUAAAGACCAUAGCGCUGAUGAGUCUUGGUCCGCUGUUGACAGCGAUACUGGUCUUGGACAAAAUGGGUCCUCUCGCGGCUUGAAACGCCGACGACCGCUCACUGUCUCUUGUGAACUAUGCAAGCAACGAAAAGUCAAGUGUGACCGUGCCCAACCGAGUUGUGGGUGGUGUACGCGCAAUGGCCAGAUUUGCGAGUACAAAGAGAGGAAGAAGCCAGGCCUGCGCGCAGGUUACGGCAAGGAACUAGAACAACGACUUGACCGGCUCGAGGAGGUCAUCCAAGCACAGGCGCGCCUCAUAGAGACCCAUAUUCUUCAGGGCCAACCGCGACUAUCGCAUGAUCUCUCUCACCCAACAGCUCUGUCGUACAGUUCCCCAUCGGAGCCUUCUGCGGCGCAUGGACCUAGUCCUCGGAACCCUUUUUACUUCCAAGAGCCCACAUCCGUGCCCUCAGCUCCCCGUCCGCCCGAGCCGUCUAUCACGAGUCCAACAGACGUAUCGGUGAAAAACUCUAUCCAGAGUCAGCUCACUGGCGGCCUCUCCUCGGUGCCUUCCUUGCCGCAAAUCUCAAACACUACGCCGCAAAACGACUACAAUGAUAAUGAAUCAUCAUUGAAGGUGCCUGUCAGUCUCUUCGCCAACCAAGAACAAUCUUUUUCAGACCCAGAGCUCGACCUUCCACCUUACGACUUAUUAUACGCGUUGGUAGAUCUUUAUUUCGAGCAUCUAAACACCUGGUGCCCAAUCCUUCACCGACGAACAACGCUGGACACAUUUUUCGGUCCGUCUCCUCUUGAAGAAGCUGACCGCAUGGUACUAUAUGCUAUUGUCGCAACUACACUGCGCUUCUCCAACGACAGUAGACUUACCGAGCAGAACCGAAAACGAUACCAUGACUCCUCUAAGCAAAAGGUUCUGCUCUAUGGUUUGGAAAGCUCGUCUGUAAAGGCGCUCCAGGCUCUGGUGAUUCUUGCCCUCGACCUCGUCGGAUCAUCUAAUGGACCACCCGGGUGGAAACUCUUGGCCUUAAUAACGAGGUCGGUCGUCCAACUUGGUCUAGCUGUGGAAGCCAAGUCGACGUUGAUAUCUCCUGUCUACCCAAGUAUCUACACUCUACGAGCCGUUACCCUACCCGAGUCUGAAUCUUGGAUUGAAGAUGAAGGCAGACGUCGACUCUUCUGGAUGGUGUACCUUCUUGACCGAUAUUCCACCAUCACAACGGCUUUCGACUUUUCAUUGGAUGAUAAGGACAUUGAUCGCAAACUUCCCUGCAAGGACGAAUAUUUUAUCAAGAAUCAACCUGUCGAGACCAGGUGGUUCCAGUCCCUGAACGACCGUCCAGAUCAUCUCAUUCGUUCGGAGAAUGUUGGAUCUUUUGGCCUCUAUGUGGAGAUACUUGGAAUUCUUUCGCGGAUCCAUCUUUUUCUGAAACGGCCAGUGGAUAUCGGAGCACUGUCUGAUGUUGAGGAUUGGCAGGCAACAUAUCGCAAACUGGACAGUGAGCUCACUACGUGGGAAUUCAACCUCCCUACCGAAUAUACUUACGAAAAUGCUUCUCGUGCCUUCAGCGGGUCGAAACACAAGGGGCAUCAUUGCGAUUGGGUCCAACUACAUUCUGUUUACCAGACGGCGGUGAUACGUCUUCAUUCUUCGGCAGCUUAUCCUACCACGCGGUCCCCGAUCUUCACACCAUCAUAUAGCGCCAGUCAACGUUGCUUGCUCGCAGUCGAUAAUAUCCUUUCGGUGACUCGUUUUGUUGUCAACAACCAGAUUCUCGAUAAGCUUGGACCGCCAUUUGCGUUCACACUUUGGGUUUCUGCUCGCUUAUUACUUGUCCACGGCUCCACAAUUGCGCACACCGUGAGUCCUGAUAUCAUGUUCAUCGUCGAUACUCUUUCUCGAAUGGGCAAAUAUUGGAAGGUGGCCGAGCGCUAUAGCUCGAUUCUGCAGAGAGUGCUCGAUGAGUACGGUGAAUACCAACAGUCAGGAGCAGUUGAUGGUGACCGUUCGACCCCGUCUUCUGUAAAGAUUCUCGCGGAUAUGCGUCGAUGUGCCUUUGACCUUGACUUUUUAAUAUCGCGACAACCGCGUUCAUCCCCCUCCUCGAGUCAGCCAGCAGCUUCAACAACCGGAAUGCUCUCGAGAAGCCUUGCACCGAACGAGUUGGAAUACUUGGAUGUCUUCGGUUUCUUCAAUGUCCCCCGGGUUCCCGCCGGGCGGGCUCCUGACAUCAAUAGCCUGGAUAUGAGUGAAGCUGUCAAUAACCCCAUGUCAAUCCAUGGCUUGACUGGAACUGGGAAUCCAGGUUCGAUAGUGGAUGGUACACCCACGAACACAAAUGAGUUCAACAUCACCAACUACCUGAUCCCAACGCCUGAAACGGAUUGGCUUUUCCGUCCUGCCGGCUAAUUAUAGCCGAGAUAGGACGCGCCAAACCUGUUCUCGCUCUAUACGGCUCUAGUCGCUGUUGUAACUUUCUGCCGUUCGGACAAUGCUCUAUCUGCAUGACACUCCAGAGUGUCCUAUCUCACUUGUACUCGCCACCCGUCAAUCAUCGGUCCCCUUCGUCUGUAUCAACUAAUGCCCAUAUUCAGCGCAACGCCAUAGCGGCUGGAUCCAAUAUAGCCGCGGGCAACCUGUGGCUCAAGACAUGAUGGUUGUACAAGCCCCGGUCAAGCUGGGAUAUUUUUGUCUGGCCCGUGGUCUAUCGUACGGCAGGCCGGGCUGCAGUGGGCAAAUAUGGAAUUGGAGGCGGAUAGCCUGACAUGCUCGACUUCCACCAUAUAUAUUCAAGCAUCGCUCCAAUCUACCAACGAGACAACACAUCGUGAUCAUUUAUUAUAGACUCACUACGAAUAUCCACUCUCGUGACAAGAAUAUAAGCGCCUCAUAGCCGGGAUGAGCGUAUGGGUCUCCGAUACACCGUCAUACUCAUUCAAACCUUCUCUCGAGCGUUUCACGGCCGUCGAAUAUUAAUCCACCGCUUCCCUGUCGAAUUGUCACAAUAUGUCGUCCUAGCGGAACAGUAACCUUGCUCUGCUUCUCAUGUGACGGGGUCUUGCUUGGAUCUCGCAGUUAGCCUGUUGAACUAGAAGGGAGACGCUGCGCUCCGUAUCUAAGAGCCUUUUACUAAAAUUUUAAUCCACUGUGUACCAUGAACAUAGUUCAAAACCCGCAGAAUAUCUUUGCUCAAUAUUUUACAAAACGAGAAUCUCUAGGGGUCCAGCCCCGUAUGAAGACGUGAAGAGGUGGAAAGACCGCGAAACGAAAAGUAAAAAGAACAGCAGCAGAUCCAGCCUCUAGCUAUCGCGUACCAACAUGUGAUCGUCUUCCUUUCCAGCGCAACCGAUGCAAUUACCAUCUUGAAAAUGAAGACGAAGUAAACGAUGAGAAUCAGAAGAAAGUAAGACAGGCGAAAGAAAGGGUUAGCGAGGCGAGUCUAUACCCCAAUUGAGACCCACGGUCGUGUUUCAGAACGAGAUUAAAGAGAAAUAUACGCCAUAGGUAGAGCCUAUUGAAGCACGUUGCCAUCAUCAUCUGGCUCAAUCCUAACAAGGAUCUCUUCGAGGAACCCUUCUAGAAAAGAAGGAAUACCGGCACCCAUACCAACAGGAGCAUCGGUAUCCCAGCGCUCGAUUCUACUGAGGAUACUACCCAGGUCGCUGGAGAGGCUUUCAAUCAUUUCCUGUGCAUAUUCCCGCCGUGAUUGGAGCUCAAGGGACUGCUUGAGACUCUCACCAUCAUGAGCUACUGUGGAGCGGGUGGCAAGUUCAAGACGGCGGGCGCGUCGAUGGAGGGCUUCUCGCAGUGCAGGAAUAAUAACGCUGUUCAGCGCCGUGACGUCCUCAGGCUUUCGAGAACCCCUCGCACCAUUCUCGUUCGAAAUGGCUGCUCCCUGGUGAGUGCGCUGCUGAUUUGGGCUGUGAUGGCUCGGUUGUAAACUGGGUAGCGCGGUGUGUAAAUGAUUUUGCAAUUGUGGCUGCGGCUGUGGUGAUGUGUGUUUCGGUGUUGGCGGAGGGCGAGGGGGUGAGUGGGACGGCGGCUGGACCAUCGGAUGGGGAAAGGGUGGAGGCUGGGGACGUGAUGGGUCUGUUCCAGUUCUCCCUUGCUGCUCUGUUGGUUUUCGGGAUGGGGACGCCAUUACACGACGCCCUUGUAACGUGGGCGCUUCCAUUGACGGUGACGGUCGUACCUGGUGGUUAGAUAAUUUCGAAAGCGGACUGUCUUUGUCAAUGAACGUCGAUAGUGAAGUGCCUGGUGAGCGGUCAAGCUGGAGGAAUCCCAAAUCUUGAGCAAGAGACUGCUGCAAGACUCUGUCAUACUCGCUACCGGGGCUUUCUUUAAGCUGCUGAGACACUGGCUCGGAGAUACGCGACGGUGUGGAAGGGAAAUUGUCAACAUAUGUCGACUUCACCGGAGACGGUGGCAAUGGAAUUUUUGAUGGUGACGCGGGCUUAGGUGCAGCAAUAGGCGUAUUUCUGGUGUGAGCAAAAGAUGCAGGUGCAGGAUUAUUGGGUUUCAAUACCUCCUUUCGAGGCUCAGUCUUGGAAUCCCGGCCCUUUGUCCUGUGGCUCCUAAUAUUCAUGUCGGCUACCUUCAUUGGAUUCAAAGCGUUUCCCCGUCCAACAGGACGAACGGUACCGAAAUCCCAGAGGUCGUCGUCAUCCUCAGUAGCCGUUGGCAAGUCUGAAGGCUCUUGCUCUAGUUCAUCGUCUUCAUCGCCCCUUUUAUUGCCAUUGACUGCUUGCCAGCGCUCAUACCGCUCAAUCAGCUCCGUCAGGUAAUUGGUUUUCUUUGCUCGUUUGAUAAAAGGAUGCUCAAGUAGUUCCCUGGCGGUUGGCCGCUCUCGGGGGUCGCGCCGUAGGCAUAGCUCCACAAAGUUCUUGAAUGUCUUGCUAUACUCGCCCUGCAGUGUAGGAGGAGGGUUCUUGGGAAUCAAAAACAGGACUUUCAUAGGGUGUAUAUCGGAAUACGGUGGCUCUCCGUUGGCCAACUCAAUCGCCGUAAUGCCAAGGGACCAAAUAUCAGCUUUGUAGUCGUAUCCUGACUGUUUGAUCACCUCUGGGGCCAUCCAAAACGGGGUCCCUACGAACGUAUUCUUUUUGGUCAUGGUAGCUGACAGCUGACUGGAGACCCCAAAGUCCGCCAGCUUCACCUGACCGCUCGAUGUUAGAAGUAUAUUUGCAGCUGUCAAUCAUAAACAUCGUUAGCCCCUUGGUUAACUAGCUUCGGGCGUAGCUGAUUAUACCUUUAACAUCUCGGUGCAGUUUCUUAUCUCUGUGUAAGUAGUCGAGCCCCUUGAGAAGCUCCCGUAUGAUGAUCACGAUAUAUUCCUCUGGAAUAGGACCGGGGCGCAUUAGAUCUGAGCAGCUACCCCCGGAACAAAAUUCCAUGACGAUCCACAAGCUAGAUCCUUUCAGAUAUGACCCAUGGUAUCGGGUCACGUAUGGAGAGUUGAGUUCGGAUAAGAUGGCGAUCUCUUGAAUGAUAUCCUCCACCUCAUCUUCAGCAUUCUCAACAUCGAUUAUCUUGAUCGCGACCGAUUUCCCCGUCUGUUUAUCGACACUGUAGUACGUCGUUCGUAUCAAGAAUUGGUCUUGGGGGAGUGGAGAAGACUAAAUGUCAUACCCUUUAUAAACCCGUCCAAAGCUUCCGCC
Molecule: messenger RNA, 5959 nt
Organism: Aspergillus calidoustus
Lineage: Eukaryota; Fungi; Ascomycota; Eurotiomycetes; Eurotiales; Aspergillaceae
Source: the annotation of a GenBank genome assembly